Molecule: messenger RNA, 1814 nt
Organism: Coffea eugenioides
Lineage: Eukaryota; Viridiplantae; Streptophyta; Magnoliopsida; Gentianales; Rubiaceae
Product: RRP15-like protein
Exons: 12
Coding region: 559-1539 (326 amino acids)
Biological process (GO): maturation of 5.8S rRNA; maturation of LSU-rRNA
Cellular component (GO): preribosome, large subunit precursor
Source: RefSeq, a predicted model, not a curated record
GGUCUUUCUGCUUCCUCUCUCUGCAAUUGCCGAAAUUGCCUUGCCCAGUUGCCUGCCGUCUCUAGUCUAUUUCCUUCUCCCCUUAAUGGCUUAACCCUAAUCCCUUCUCCAAACUCCAAACUCCAAUCUUGAUCCAUAGCAAUCAGCAAAAAGGAACCACCGAAGCAUGAAGUUUUUCUACUCACCGCACCGAUUCUAAGCCAAAAAAAACUCUGGAAUUGAAGCUUAUACCAGCCCUGCUUUUCUGUUCAUUUGUUUCUUGAAGCGACGUCCCGACAAUCCCAUCUCGUUCACACCCUCUUCAUCAGCUUUUCUCGAAACCAACUCAGUCUCAGCGGUUCAAUUGACGGUCCGGGUUUUAAAACAUUGCCUAAACCUUAAACCUCUCUUCUCAAACUCCGUUGCCUGAUUUCUCGCCACAGUUUCUCGGCUCUCGCUUUUCAAUAGCUUUUAGCAGACUGAAAGCUACCGGGAUUACAGUCCCAUCCGCCGCUAUCCACUCGGCAGUAGCAGCCCUGCGGACGGUAGGAGAACGAAGAUUGUUAUAUUUGGCAAUCUAUGAUGGAAGAAAUGCAGCAGAAGGGUGUAAAAAGGAGGAAGGAAUGGAAGAAAAAUAGUUCGAAAAAAUCCAAAAACAAGAAAAAGGUGAGAACUUUAGGGCCUGGUUCAGAAGAUGGGAGGUUUAAGAAAAUGGAUAAAAAGAUGAAAAAGUUUCUUCAGAAAAAGGCUAGAAGCUAUAAUUCAGAUGAUGAUGUGGUGGAAGAAGAAGACCGGAAUUUGAAAGGGGGAGAAGAGCAAUCAGGAGUAGUGAAAAAUGAGGUAAAAGGUGGGUUCAAGUCGAAAUUUUCGGAUAGUGAAGAAGAAGGAGAAGAGAAUGGUGAAGAGAAAAUUGAGGUUUCGGAGGAUGAAGAUGGUGAAAUUCAGCCAGGAGUUAUGAGAUUUUCGGAGGGUUGUAAGGCUUUUAGGUUGGCAUUCAAGAAGAUUACCAAGAAAACUGCUUCAACCGAUCAUGAUGUACUGGGUCCUGUGUUAUCAGCACAUAAAAAGCUUGUUGCCAAGAAGCUAGCUGAAGAAGAAGCAGAGAGAAAGGUUAAGGGUGAGGCAAAGAAGGAAAAACACCUGGUUGGAGAGAAGGGGCAUGUGAAGCCUGCUAAUUAUUUGGAUUCACAUGAAAAGCAUCUCAUUGGAGUUGCUACCAGAGGAGUGGUCAAGUUAUUUAAUGCUGUCAAUAAGGCACAACACUCGCAGAGAGGACUGAAUCCCUCAAGGUCGAAAGAUGAAAAAGUAAUUAAGAAGCGGAGGAAAGAGGCUUUUUUCUCAGGCUUGGGCCAGACCCCUUCCCAAAAGACCGGGAGCAUAGAAAAGAUUGGUGCAUCUGCUGGCACUGGUUCUGUUGAUGCUCCUGCAUGGGCGCCAUUGCGUGAUAAUUACAUGUUAACAAACUCUAAGUUGAAGGACUGGGAUAAGAUGCCAGACACAGCUGCUGUAGAUGACUUUGGGUUGCGACCAGAUGCAGAUAGUUCAUCUGAUGAUGAGUAGUAAAUGUCAGGAUAAAUUCCAGUCGACUUGCAAUGCUUGGAUGCGGCCAACUGGAUGGAGCUGGAGAUGAUCUAAACAGGAGCAAGAAGUUGACUCGUCCUCUUCAUUCCAAAAGCCAUUACCUAUUCUUAUCAUUAGAGAUGAGACAUCAUAGACAGAUUCUAACCUUGAUUUGAACAGCUCCAUACUCCAUUUUCAAGACUCGGACAGUGUUGGGUUUAAAGAGUACCAGCUCAAUCAUAAUUCAAUUUUCACCAAAAAAAAAAAAAAGAAAA